Messenger RNA from Monomorium pharaonis (pharaoh ant), 1211 nucleotides. It is a transcript of the gene mRpS22, whose product is annotated as 28S ribosomal protein S22, mitochondrial. The record is from RefSeq and is a predicted model, not a curated record. Gene Ontology annotation, molecular function: structural constituent of ribosome. NCBI's taxonomy places the organism in Eukaryota, Metazoa, Arthropoda, Insecta, Hymenoptera, Formicidae. Gene Ontology annotation, cellular component: mitochondrial small ribosomal subunit. The coding region runs from base 116 to 1168 and encodes 350 amino acids. The transcript is spliced from 3 exons.
AGUUCGAGAUGUUCGAGUCCCUUCGCUCCGCGAGAGGACGGAACGGAAACUGGAAACGCUGUUUAAAACGAACAGAAGAGCAGUGUUGUCAUCAGAUAUUUCGUCAGAGAUCAUCAUGCUUUCACGACACACAAGUAAACUUUUGCGUUACUCAUAUUCACGUCCAAUCUCGCAUUGCCGUGGAUUCGUCUCGGCGAACGUUGAAACAGAUCCAGUGGAAAGAGAUCCAGCAUUGUUCUUCUUCAAAGAAGAAGUUCAGACGUGUCUCAGAACGUUGACGGCAGUGGACUACAACAAAGUCUUUCGGAACCGUAAGGACGGACACAAACUCGAGCCACCACAGUUAAAAUUUCUGACGGAUGAGGAGCUCCAGAAAGCUAUAGAAGCGGCAAAACGUAGAGCGGAGAAGUACUUGCAAAUGCCGCCGGUAGUAAAAACGCGAGUAGAUCAAACUGCGCUGUUAGACGAAGAUGUUGCGUUGGAAGGUCACAAUACCGCCAAAUACGUAUUCACUGACAUCACGUAUGGUCUUAAGGACAGAAAAAGAUUUAUAGUGAUCAGAGAACCGAACGGCACAUUAAGACACGCCACUUGGGAGGAGCGGGAUAGAAUGAUACAAACUUUCUUUCCAAGACCAGGAAAGAAACUGCGAAAACCAAGGAUGUUUGAGGGUGAAUAUCUGAAAGAUUUAUUGAAUCGCAACGAAUAUGAGUUCAUACUUGAUCGCGCGUGCGUGCAAUUCGAGCCAGACGACCCGAAUUACCAAGCGAUUACCCGAGAAGUCUACGAGCACAUAAACGCCGAGAGGCGUUUCGAUCUCUUGAGGUCCACGCGUCACUUCGGGCCAAUGGUAUUUCACCUAGUGUGGACGAGUAACAUCGACAACCUUCUGUGCGAGAUGAUCGAAACCGGUCGCGUCAAGGAUGCCGCGUUGCUAAUACGUCUGUGUCAUAUUAUUAAUCCGACGAGCAAGUCGGCAGUUGAACCGUGCGAGCACACAGACGACGUGCAAUUCAUUAUGCAUUACGCGAACUUAGAAAAUUUGCCAAAAAGAGAUAGGAUUCAGAAGCUCCUGCAAUCGUACAAAGAAUUGCAACGGGAAAAUGAAAUUUUGAUAGAAGGUAUAAAACAGGCGCACGGCAUUUCUUCGGAAGCAGAUAAAGUGUAAAUAUUAACAAUAAAUAAUAAUAUAAUAUUAAUUUUAAUCAAUA